AUGUUUUCUAAAUUUAAUAGACUUAUAACAACUCAUCCGGUAUUAAGUAAUAUGAUGGUCUCUGGAUUCUUAUUCGGGAGCGGUGACUAUUUGGCACAAACAAUUUUCACUAAUCCAAUUACCUCUGUACCUACCCAAAAGCAUGAUAAAUCAAGAACAUUAAAAGCCAUGAUUUACGGGUCUAUAAUAUUUGCACCAGUCUGUUUGAAGUGGUAUGGAUUAUUGAAUAAAAUUAAAAUCCAAAGUCCUGUGCGGACGAGGCAUGCAAUGAAGGCAAUAAAUGUAAAUAACUGUUACACUAUAAUCGCAAAAGUUGCAACUGAUCAAUUAAUUUUUGCUCCCUUGAUUGCGGUGCCCUUAUAUUAUUCAAUUAUGACAGUAUUUGAGUUUCAUAAAAACCCUGUUGAUGCAAUAAAACAUAAUUUGAGAGGUAACUGGUGGGAAACGUUGAAAACAAAUUGGCUUAUUUGGCCCUUUGUUCAAUUAGCGAAUUUUUCAAUAAUUCCAUUUCAAUACAGGUUGCUUGUGGUUAAUGUAUUAAGUAUAGGUUGGAAUUGUUACUUAAGUUUUGAGCUAAAUGCCAAUGAUUUAGCUUAG
Messenger RNA from Debaryomyces tyrocola, 597 nucleotides. The record is from the annotation of a GenBank genome assembly. NCBI's taxonomy places the organism in Eukaryota, Fungi, Ascomycota, Pichiomycetes, Serinales, Debaryomycetaceae.